Molecule: messenger RNA, 3202 nt
Organism: Lampris incognitus (smalleye Pacific opah)
Lineage: Eukaryota; Metazoa; Chordata; Actinopteri; Lampriformes; Lampridae
Gene: bicral
Product: BICRA like chromatin remodeling complex associated protein
Exons: 12
Coding region: 222-2660 (812 amino acids)
Biological process (GO): positive regulation of DNA-templated transcription
Cellular component (GO): SWI/SNF complex
Source: RefSeq, a predicted model, not a curated record
UGUAUAUCCACUUUAUUUCAAUCAGUGCGAUAUAAUAUGUGGUUUUUGUUAUUGUCUGCGCGAUCGCACACGUUCGGCCGAGUGUAAUGAAACUAGUUGUUUUGGAAGUGCUGCGAUAUGGGAUGCUCUGGGCUGUCUUGUUCUGUGCGCUACCCCGACAACCCGUGCGGUGAUGGCGAGGAAACCCCGUUGACAAGGCACUGCUUUUUCAUGACGGUGUCAUGGAUGAUGAGGACGAUCGUCGUCUUCUGGAUAUUAUAGGAGAUGUUGAUGCAUUGAAUGACUAUCUCCAUGGCUCCAAUACCAAAUCUAUUGGGGAAGAUGACGUGACAAAUGCAGCUUAUGGAUCUGAUGGAUCCUACUUUCCUGGCAAUGCUGCUGGCUCCAGUGCUGGCCUUAAAGAUGGGUCAGCCGCAAUGGGUGAAUUUGGUGAGGAUUCAGCGGGGGCAGGCCUCCAGCUUUCCAGCAGCCUGUCAUUCAUUGAGGAUGAGCUGGGGACUGAGGGCUCCCCUGGAGGCGUAGAUUUGGGGGGAGAGGAUCAGCCCUUCGACAUCCUGAAGAAGUCUCUACUGGAGGCAGAUAUCACAGAGCAGACUCUGGCCCAGGAGGCCUUGCUGGACUCCCAGCCUGCUCCUACCCCAGUCCAGGCUCCCAUUUCCUUUCCUUCCCAGCUGGUUUCUGGGGGAUACGGAGGGGGAGUGGGUGUGGUUACCACAGCGACAGCUGCGUUCCCCACCAACCAGUUCAUCCAAGGGGUGUCCCAGUUGCCCAAUGGCUCAGCCCAACACAUUCAGGUGUUGGGCUCGUUUGGGGGUGGGGGUGGAGUGAUGACCUUCAGCAGUUUGGAAAGAACUCCUCAGAUUGUCUUGAGACCGGGGGGACCUGUAGCCACAACAGGUACUGCAACAGGGGGACAGGUGUUUGCCCCUUCCCAAGGGCACGUAGGCCAGAUUGGUUUACCUUUCAAGAAUAUCCCCCUUCAAAACAUUAUCAUCCAGAGAGGCCCGGGAGGGACGCAGACUCUUGUCAGACCUAUUCAGCCUAAACCCCUCCAAGCUGGGGCUCAAACUGUCUACAGCCUUGGCAUUCAGACUGCUCCUACCACCGUGGCAAAUAUGGCUAACUCUAACACUGCUAAUGCUGGAGGACAAUACACAACGAAUGGCUCCAUUGUAAUGCACUCACCCCUGGGGCAGCAAGCAGCACCGGGUCAGACAAACCUACCACCUGGACAGUUCCUUUUACCCAGCUCUCUGGCACUCACUCCUGCCACCACCAUCCACAAUGGCCCAACUGACCCCAACUCUAAUGCCCUUAUUUCCAAUCAGAACACAGUGCAGAUUGUUGCCGGCCAGAACUUCACUGCAACACCAGGAGGUCAACUAAUUGUGAAUCCAAGUGUGGUCAGUGGUGGUCAGGUGGGAGGGGCUGUGACCCAAACAUGGACAGGUUUUUCUGGUGCAAGCCCCUCUCCUGCCCAGACCUCCUCCAGUGCUGGUCGGCUGACUCUGGUUGGCCCAGCAACAGCUGCAGUCGGGGGUCAAGGCCAAGUGUCAGCUAGUCCUGUGCAGCGCCUCCUGGUGACUCAAACCCAGAAUUGCACUUCUCUGUCUCCUAUACCUGGCGCAGCUACACAGGAUCAGCAAGACUACAGACAGGAUUCUCAAACACCUGUCCUCAAACAAGAGAGUCGACAGGCACAGCUCAGCAACUUCCAUGGAAAUAAAACUGUGAAAACCAUGACGACCAUCAGCCAAGAUUCAACACUAAACUCGCAGGUCAGUGCACAGAAGAGGCCAGUGCUUCCCCUGCUCACUAGAGGAGGAAUGGUGCUGCAGCAGGUGAGAAAGGACCAUGCUGCAGUUCAGAUCCCAAACCGCAGCCAAUUCACCUCAUUUGACGAUGCACUGCAAAGGCUCCUUCCCUACCACGUGUUUCAGGGCUCUCCACCCAACCACGACGAGUUUUCCCAAGUGGAUGAGGAAUUUGAGUCUGUGGCUACUCAGGUGUUGAAGAGAACACAGGCGAUGGUGAACAAAUACAGACGACUACUCAUGGUGGAAGCUGAGCGGCCCAGUCCUUCAUCAGAAAUGGUCAUGAUUGACAGGACCUUCAACCAAGAGGAGCGUAGCAAUCUGACACAGGACAAACGCAUGGUACUAGUAGACCCAGACGGUUUUCUAGAGGACUUCUGCUGUGGAUUGAAAACCAGCCAUGUCCCGGACCCUUUUCUUUCUCAGUGUUUGUCCAGUUCUAGUUGGAGACAGACUGGUAGGGGCUCCACAGAGUCACCCUACAGGACAGACUCCCAAUCUGGGUAUGGAGACCCUGGAGGGGGUGGGGAAGAAGGAGCAGGGGGAGGAGAUGGGCUUCACCCUCCGCACUCGGAGGAGAAGAGCAUCCUGGACCUGAAGAGGACGCAACAGCACCACGAGGCCAGCAAUGCCAACAACAACAACUUCAAUACCACAAGCAAUUAUCCCCAAGGUAACCUCUCGUCAUUCGCGGGGACACCGGGAGAACAGAUGCACUAUCAGGUGUCUCACCACCUGUCCCCUCACCCUGCCCAGCCCCACUACCCUCCAAAGCUGGCCUCGCCACCCAUUACUGACACAGACUCUGUUUUAGAGGCAGCAGUCAACAGCAUCCUGGAAUGUUAGACUGAUGUGCCAUGAAUAUGUUGGCUGUGUGUUCCUCUUAAUGUCUAACAGCCUGGGGUUUAGACCCCUUGUGUGUUUUCUUUUCCUUUUCUUUGUCACUUAUUGUUAACAUCUGUUGUGGUUAUACCUGGUGUACCACAAAGCUCUGUGUGAGGAGAGGCAAACUCUUCUUUUAGGGAAGUGAUUUAUCUUUGCAAUAUCAUAUCCUGUGUUGCAGCACAUAGUUUGGAUUGGGUUAAGUGAAUUUGGUGUACUCCAGGCAGGUACUAAAUUUAAAUGACUUUUGCAAGGUGCCAGUCAAAUACAGGCACUAAGAAUUAUCAAAAAAAUUGAGGAAUGCAUUGUGUGUAGUGGGGUAACCCACAGAAGAUAAAACUGUUAUUUGUUUCUAUUUAUUUUUUUGACUGCUAGGGCGUGUGUGGUCUAUCGAAAUAAAUUUCCUUUACUACCCAGAAUGCAAGAGUAAUCCUCUCCUCAAACACAUCCCCUUACAUAUUGUGCCAGGCCUUUGCCCCCACUUGCUAUGCUAAAGAACAGAAAUA